This is a messenger RNA of Stereum hirsutum FP-91666 SS1, 3486 nucleotides long. RefSeq lists its product as uncharacterized. Bases 1 to 3486 code for a protein of 1161 amino acids. The transcript is spliced from 14 exons. The record is from RefSeq and is a predicted model, not a curated record. NCBI's taxonomy places the organism in Eukaryota, Fungi, Basidiomycota, Agaricomycetes, Russulales, Stereaceae.
AUGAACGACGUCGAGCUCGAUGACCCCGACCUCGCCCACAACGUUCCGGCCUAUGUACUGGAUAGAUUUCGUGAAUGGAGAUACUCCUCUCAUGACAUUCAAAAGGACCCAGGAAAAUUUAUUGGCACUGCUUGGGUCGAUGCUGCCGAGCUGAGAACCUAUCUGAAGACGAACCCUGCUGCUCUCCUGCGUUCUCGAGCAGGGAGUGAAGUUUCCUUCUCAGGCUCUGCGCCUCCUUCUCGUUCAGUGUCACGCAUGAGUUCCGUUUCAGUCAAGAUGGAGCCCGGUGAGGCGCCCGCUGUGAAGUCUGAGCCAACCGAUGACGAGGUGUUACUCUAUGGGGAUGUGGGAGCCCGACGCCAGCGCCGUUCGAGCGCCUCAUCGAGCGCUGCUUCACGCUGGUCAUCAUUCAUCGCUCCGGAUGGUACAGAGGGUCUGGAGCUUCUCGAUAGCGACGACGAGGUCGCUUCUAUACUUGGGACCGUGCCAGGAAACUCUAGUCGUUCAUCAUCUCGCUCGUACACCCCCACCUCUACCUCCUCUUCUCUUGACGGCCAUGACACUCCCUGCGCGCCUGAUGACAAUACUCCCAGCGGCUCCUUGGUUACCGACAUCGCAGCAACAGUUUGGCACGACGAAAGCGUACAAUCUGUCCCCGAACUCGGCUCCCCAACCUUCUUUAUCACUCGACAAUGCAGAGUCAAGGUCCUUGAGACCGUCCACGGCCUUCCUCACUACUACCCAAUCCCUCGUGUCUCUACCGGCUAUGUCCUAGAUCUCCGCGACCCCCAAUACGACUUCAGUGAUCUCGUUGCUGGCAAGCGUCCGCCGCCGGAUCGAGCGGACUCCAUUAUUUUGAACCGGGACCAAGAUUCAUGGGCCUCGCAUGGUGCAGGAAAGAACUGUACAACAGCAGAUAUACCAGGUGAACGGUUCGGUUUGGCCCAAGGACUCGUAAAGUGUCGACGUGUUCGCAUGGAGUGCAAGGGCACUCAGCACUGCGAAGACGCCGACCUAUCCAUCAUCAGCGGCGAGCGUUUCGAGCUUGAGCCCGAGAAGCGAGCCGCUCUUUUUGAUGCACAAACGCGCAUUCGUAUCCAGGAGGGAAUGGAUGCCAAUCAACGUGUAGCAACGUUUUGGCGCUCCAUACAGACCCGCCCUUGCCCGUUUCCCAAAUGUGGCGGAGGCCUCUCACAGGCUCGAUACCAAAACGGUGCGAAGAACGGCAAGACCUACUUCAUCGGUUGUACGGGGUUCAGGCGAGGCGAGACCAAUCCUGGUCAUCGUUACAUUGCAAUACCCACGGACGUUGACGAACAUCGUCUGUCUCGCAUCAUCGCUGGCCAGCCGCUCCCACCACCAGAGGACUCCGAUUCGACUUCACCGAUCAUUGUUAAGCGUGCUAGCUGUUCGUUCAUGGUACAUGGCCGUAUUGGACGCAGGGCUAUUAAAUGCAAGUUUACGCAUAUUGUCGACGGUGUGCCAACAACCAUGAAGACCGUCACACGAGCCUGCCCAGCAUCUCGAACCAUCUUCGUUCCCAUGGACGCCUCUCUCCAACGCCUAGCCAUCGUGGUUCCCGACCACACAAGCCCACACAACCAUCCGAUGCCACCGUUCACCAAGGUCGAUGCGGAUGGUAAGUUAGUGUUCCAGAAGGUAUCUCAGGUCUUCGGAGUAGUUGGUGCAACGGUCAAUAAGAUCGGCAAGGCCGCGUCAACACAGGUGGUGCUCGGAGGCAAGACACUGACGGCGUACAACCCAGCCUUCCUUCAGAGUCGUGCGAAGAAUGAUAUUCUCCGUGGACUCAAGGCUGUCGAGCUUCCGUCACGCCGGGAUAUCAUCGGUGUCAUGGAGUGGCAAAUCAAGCAAAAUUCGGGUCCCGAAGAUGAGCGCUAUAUACGAACCGUCGUGACGUCCAAUGGUAUCAAUAUGGUCGUUACCGGCCUUCGCUCCCUUUUUGACCUCAUCCACGAUGCUACCACCAUCGAGGUCGAUGUCACUUUCAAACGUGUAGCAGGAGGUAUGAAUGAGUUUGAAGUGACAUUGUGGUCGCCCAUUCAUAAUCGUUUGGUUACUGUGGGCCGCAUUUAUUGUGAUUAUGCUACGCGUGCGGCCUACAAGCGCAUAUGGGAGGAAAUCCAGAAUGUCGUGGUUAAGCUCACUGGUCGCCGUUUUGGUCCAAAAGCUUUGAUGCCUGAUGGGAAGUUAUUGAGUAUUGGAUGUGACAUGGAGAUCGCUCAGGCCCUCGGGUGUGGUGACGCCUUUCUUCCUCUGAACGAUCCAGCCCAUAGCGGUGUAAAUACAGACGAUCCGAAGAUACUCAUCCAGUAUUUCAUCAAGAUAUGUCUCACCCACUUUAAACGCGGUAUCAUGAGCCUCCGGCACGAUCUCUCCAAAGAGGACUACACAUAUGUCUCUAAUCUACCUUCAAUCGAGAAAGACGAUGACUUCGAGAGGUAUAAAUUAUUCUGUAUUAAUCAUAGCUCUCAAAAACUCCGUGGUAUGCCUAUUCCAAGUCCCUAUUGGUUCAAGCAUAAGACCGACAACUCGUGGAUUCUCCCUUGCGCUAUGCGGUCCCGGACGAAGAUCGCUCUGAAUGCAUGGGAUAGCACACCCAAUACAACUAACGGCAAUGAAUCACAGCAUGCUUGGACGAAUCAGCAGACGGGGACAGGGAUGUCACUAUUGGAGGCUAUCAUGUCAGCACAAAAGGUUGACAGCCAGGUUGCUGCUGAGCUUGCAGCGGUUCGUCAACAUGGUGGUGUAUUCAAGAACAAACACAAUGAGUACAGUGAUCGUAUGGGUAAGCGCAUCACACGUAACCAGAACACCGCUCGGAAAGCUAUGGCAGCUGCGGGUGAAUCUCGAGAGGUCGCUGCACUCACAGACCAGUACGAGCAAGCAAAGGCAAGUAGAAGGUUGGAGUCUGAACGUGAGAAGGCGUUGAAGGCGGAGCUCGAUGCGAAGAAGGGGAAGGCCAGCCGUACGCGUGUAAGACGAAUAGAGGUGACGGAAGGAGAGGCCAGCUCAAGUAGCGGGCGUGCCCCGAAGAGUCAGACGUCGCGGGGCAAUGCUCGAGUGCACCCAUAUCUCUCACUUGAAGCUGAAGCAACAGCUGUCGUGGCGGCACCGGAAGCCAAUAUGCACGACUCGGAAUCGGACAUGAUGAUGAACCAGGAGCUAUAUCUCCCUACCCAAAACGACUACGAUCCCCCCUACGACAACAUGUACGACGAUAUGCUCGUAAACCCGUACGCCACGAUACCCGCCAACCGCGAUCCCGAGAGCAUGUUCGAGGAUGAGACUGCAGAACUCCUCCGCAAUCGGCCAGCUGCCAACAUACCAGCCCCCGCAUAUGAAAACAAUGGGGAGCUGUUUUCCUUUUUGGCAAACAACCCGUUCGCGUACGAGUUGACUCCCGAGGGUGAGUUCAGAUUUACGGGUGGCGAGGGCGAGUUCAGAUUCCCGGGUGGCGUUCAGUGA